CAAAACAAGGGGAUGGCUCCGAGCAGCCGUUCCUCCUCCUCCUGUUGUCCCCGAAGCAAGUUCUCUCGCUACAGGCAAUAGGAAAAGAGACAGGUGGAUGUGGAGGUAGGAGCAGGUGGAGAGGGCUUGGGGGCUGGCGGGCUUCUUUGGAGGCCCUAAAGCAGUCUGAGAAUAAGCUUUUCCACUGGGGUGGGACUCGAAGCAGGCCUCUUCGCCCAUUACUGCACAGAGACUGCGUUCUGGGUCUGGCUGGAAUAACCCCUCCUGGGCCAAGUCUAUGUGAACCUGAGUUGGACUUCAGUAUCCUAAGGCUCUACAUAGUCAGGAAGGGGGCCAGAACCACGCCAAAAGCAGAAAGGCCCAGAGACCGCCCGGCUUCCUGGGAGGACCACAACAGAGAGAUACCACGUCUGAGAAGAGAAGCAGCCAGCUCAGUCACCUCACCGUCUGGGUUAAUGAGAAAGAUGCCCUAACCCCACCCCUUCACCUGCCUGCAGGACCAGACAAGAAGGAGCCUGAUGCUUGGGCUGUGGCCACCAGCCAUGUGCCUGCCCCACCCUUUCCCUCUCACCCACCCCAGGGAGGGGAUUCCUGCAAGGACCUCUGGCAGAAGGAAAUGUAAACAGGAGACCAGUUGUAAGUGUCCGGCCUGAAGCCCACUUUUUCCUGUCCGGUGACAUGUAAACAAGAGGCCAGUUGUAAAUGACUAGCUUGGAGUCCAUCUGUCUCCUGCCUCACUGUGAGCAGAGAAGCCAGCUACCCUGGGUGCAGGGAGAAGCAAGAAAGGCUCCAUAAAGAAGUUGUCAUUUGAUGGUAUCGGAAAGAAGAGCUGUAGGGUAGGACCAGCUGGGAUGGUGGCACUGUCUGAUUAGAUGACCAAGAAUAAGCAGGCCAAAGGUGAUGUGAGUAUGGAGGGAAGAAAGGGAAAGAAGAAGACAGAUCCUAGAUGAUGGGGAAGGGGGAUUUGGGAGCCAGAAAGCAGACUGAGGGGGCAAACCAAAGUACCAUCUCCUUCCCUUCUCAGGGACCAGAUCCCUUCAGGGUGAGAGUGGAGGAAAAGGACCUCUCAGUGGUUGUCUCCACGGCAGCUUUUUUUUUUUUUUUUUUUGACAGCUAGCUGGCAUUACACAAACCUGGGUCUCAUUGCCAGGAAGUUUCACAAGGCAGAAUUGCCAGGGGAAGUCCCUGGAAUUUCCUGGAUUUCUUCUUGCUUCCUUCCCAUAAGAGAGGCUGUUGAAACCUCAAGGGCAUAAAGGGCCCAGAGGCAUCCCAAGGAAGCUGACCAGGGAUAUGGGAGCAAUCACCAUGGACCAGAAGUCUCUCUGGGCAGGUGAGCACUGAGCUGAUAAUUCAGCAGGAAGUUAACGAGGAGAGAAGAGGUAACAUAGGUAACAUAGACCUAUGGAAAUGGCCGUCUUCUCCUUCUGGGACUCCAGUCUCUCUGUUUACCCCCUUAUCAAAACCUAUUGAGUUAAGGCAACUGCCCUAGGGGACCAUCUGAUCUUUCCUAGGUGGGCAAGGGAGCAGUAGCAGCCGGAGCCCUUCAGACCAUCAGGGGUGUUGUCAGUCUGCAUGUGCACAGAGGUACCUCAUGUCCAGAUUGUGAUGUAUGAGCACUGCCUUGGGAGUCCCAUGUUUCAUGGGCUCUGCUUUCUGCACAUUUCAAAACUUUAGGGAACCUCACAUUUCUUGUCUGCAGAAUGAUUUGUUGGGGCAAAUGUUUUCUAAAAUCCCCCUUUCGACUCAAAAGUUCUGAUCCCAAACUCUGGCGUUCAUGGUGGCUGAGAACUUGGGUGAAGUCUAUGCUCUCAAGCCAUGCCUGCCCACUUGGAAUUGGCAAGAACAUUUUAAGUUCCCUGUUGAAGGUCUCAGCUCUGGACCCUUGGGGGAGCAGCCCACAGGGAGCUGGCACUUUGAAGAAGGGCCUGGAGGCCGACCUGACAGCAGAUGUGGCAACCAGGAUUCUCCUACCCACUUAGCGCGUGUGUGGAGGACCCGCUCCCUAAAAGUGUCAUGAAUCAGCAGGAUAGAACCCCUGAGUCCAGUUUCCCAGCCCCAGGCUCUGUGGAGAAGGCACCAGCCCCAGCUGCCAUCAUCCAAAGUUUUAUCUCAUUUUAGACUGCCCUUUUCUCCAUUUUCAGAACCCCCAAAUGUCCUAGAGUGGGUAAGCCCAGACAAUGUCCCCAGGGUGGGGUCAUAAUUCAAGGAAUCUUGCCUUUGGGUGAGGUUUCCUGAACCAGGGUCCCACCCUUUCCUUCUCUUUAGGAGGGUGAAUUAAGGUUAGAAUGGUCUCACCAGUCCUCCCAGGUGUUCUGUGGAGAAGAGGCUGGACAUGACCUCAAACAUGAAGGCUUAGAGCACUACCAGGGCCAGCUUACACUCCUCAAUUCACCUUGCCUUGUUUUAAGAGUUGGUUGUCUGCACACAGGGUGACUAUUAUCUCAAUUCACCCAAGAAAGUUCUGAUCCAAGCUGGUACCCUGGGAAAUGAUGAAUAAUGCUCCUUUUCACUCUGCAAAGUGUCCCAUUGGACACUAAACUAUUUGAUCACCUUAAGUAUAUUCAAUUCCAGACUAGGCUGUGAGCCCCUUGAAUACAGGGACAGCAGCAGCUUCACUUUAGCUUCCCCAGUAUCUAGGACAACACUUGGCACAGAGCAGGCAGUUCAAUUAACUUUGUUGGAUAAAUGAAUGAGCAAAUGAAAUCCCAGUCUGGAAAAUGUUUCCCUGUAGGGCUGUGGACUCCACAAGGCACCCAAGAGCUGGGGACCUCACAGCUGUUUAAAGAGACCUCAGCAGCUGUGGCUGGAGCACCCAGGGGAGGUGUAGUUAUGUCUUGCACGGAGGCACACCCACACACUCACUGCCAGUCUGAGACAGAGACCCAGGUUCUGCCUACAAACUGGUUUGCUACUUUAACAGCUGGUCACGGGAGAGGCAGGAACCAGGAAAGUUUACCCUUGAGAGCAUUGACCCCUUCCUAUGUUCUCACCUCAUCUACUCAUUUGCCAGCAUCAGUAACAACAAGAUCAUCAUCAAGGACAAGAAUGACGCAAUGCUUUACCAGGCCAUCAACAGUCUCAAAACCAAGUCAGUCAGAUGGGAGUAGGGAGCAUCCAGGGAAUCCCAAACUGAAAAUUCUCUUGUGCAUUGGAGGGUAUCUGUUUGGUUCCAAAGGGUUCCACCCCAUGGUGGAUUCUUCUACCUCACGCUUGGAAUUUAUCAACUCUGUAAUCCUGUUUCUGAGGAACCAUAACUUUGAUGGGCUGGACAUAAGCUGGAUCUACCCAGAUGUGAAAGACAACACUCGUUUCACGGUGCUGAUUCGUGAGUUAGCAAAAGCCUUUCAGCAGGACUUUGUAAAAUCCACCAAAGAAAGGCUUCUCUUGACUGCAGCAGUUUCCGCAGGGAGGCAGAUAAUUGACAACAGCUAUCAGAUCAAGAAAUUGGCAAAGGAACUGGAUUUCAUCAACCUCAUGUCCUUUGACUUCCAUGGGUCUUGGGAAAAGCCCCUUGUCACUGGCCACAAUAGCCCCCUGAGAAAGGGGCGGCUGGACAGAAGAGCAAGUUCCUACUACAAUGUGGAAUAUGCUGUGGGAUACUGGAUAAACAAGGGGAUGCCUGCAGAGAAGAUAGUCAUGGGCAUCCCCAUGUAUGGACGUUCCUUUACACUGGCCUCUGCAGAAACCACCUUGGGAGCCCCUGCCUCUGCUCCUGGAGCUGCUGGCCCCAUCACCAAGUCGUCAGGCCUCCUGGCUUAUUAUGAGGUACCUGGAACCUUCUUGUGCCCUCAGCUGCCCCCAUCUCUGGAUAGAGUUUUCAGCUUCAACCUGACAAUAAUAAAGUAACACAUCCUGAGUGCUGGAAAAGGAAGUGUGGAGUACUAUUGGAGUAUGUAAGAGAAGCUCCUCCCUCUGACUUGGGAGGGGGUUAGGGAAUGCUUCCUGGAGGAAGUGACAUUAGCUGAAAUCUGGAGAGGAAGUGGAACUGGUGAGGAAUGGGGAUGAGUGGAGCAGGUAUGGGAGACUGAAAAAGGGAGACUGUCCUAGGUUUUUGACUUGGGCAACUAAGUGGAUGGUAAUGCCAGUUUUGCUGAGUUGGGGAAGAGAGGAAGAAGCGGAGAGGGCACUGGUCCCAAUCAUGAGAUCAGUUUUGGACAUUCUGAUUUUGAGGAGCAAGUGGAACAUCCAAAUACCUGUGGACAUAUAGAUAAAAAGUGAAUGGUUAGGUAUAUGUGUUUGGAUCACAGGGGGCCAGUCUGUGCUAGAGAUGUAGACUCUAAAAUCAUCAGCAUAAAGAUGGCAUUUGAAGCCAAAGCAUGAGAAGUGACAAAACCCAAGGACCUCCUGCACCUAAGGGAUAGGCAGAGGAAGAGGAGCACAUGAAGGAAACUGACAAGAUCAACAGAAGAUCUGCCAGUUCCUGCAAGGAGCCAAGAUCACAAGGCUCCAGGACCAGCAGGUUCCCUAUGCGGUCAAGGGGAACCAGUGGGUGGGCUAUGAUGAUGUGCAGAGCGUGGAGACCAAGGCUAAGUUCCUAAAGAAUCUAAACCUGGGAGGGGCCAUGAUCUGGUCUCUCGACCUGGAUGACUUCACCGGCAAAUUCUGCAAUCAGGGCUCCUAUCCCCUUAUUCAAGCUGUCAAGAGAAGCCUUGGCUCCCUAGGAAGGUGAGAGCCAUUGCUGACCAGCCAUCUGUGCUGACAUCCAUCGCAGUGGAGGAGCAGGAGACUGGGAGUCACUGCAGACAGACCACUGGAGAGGAUUGGCCAUGUUGUCCUGGAGAAGGGCCCAGAACAGUUCAAAAUCUCUUAGACCAUAUGAUUGGGCAGCAGCCUUCCACCUCUGAACUUCUAUGGCUUAGUUACUUGACUCAGGCCUCUGCUUGCUGACUUGGGCUUUGAAAUAGUCUUUCUUCUGUUUGCAGGCUUGACUCACAGCUGAGCAGGCAAGAUGACCUUGCUGCCUGCUCCCCCUCUGCAGGAAUUCCUGGGUGGGAUUCUUAGAGGCUCUCCAGAUGUCUCUCCUCCAAGCCUCCCCUUGACUUUCUCUCAGACUUCAGACUGGGCCUGGCUUUGUUCUCCUGCAGCUGCUGACUUGUCGUCCUGAAGCACAGUAAAAAAACCAU
Messenger RNA from Hippopotamus amphibius kiboko, 5123 nucleotides. It is a transcript of the gene CHI3L2, whose product is annotated as chitinase 3 like 2. NCBI's taxonomy places the organism in Eukaryota, Metazoa, Chordata, Mammalia, Artiodactyla, Hippopotamidae. Gene Ontology annotation, molecular function: chitin binding. Gene Ontology annotation, biological process: chitin catabolic process; carbohydrate metabolic process. The record is from RefSeq and is a predicted model, not a curated record. Gene Ontology annotation, cellular component: extracellular region. The transcript is spliced from 12 exons. The coding region runs from base 2686 to 3846 and encodes 386 amino acids.